This is a messenger RNA of Stomoxys calcitrans (stable fly), 392 nucleotides long. RefSeq lists its product as uncharacterized. NCBI's taxonomy places the organism in Eukaryota, Metazoa, Arthropoda, Insecta, Diptera, Muscidae. Bases 1 to 390 code for a protein of 129 amino acids. The transcript has 2 exons. The record is from RefSeq and is a predicted model, not a curated record.
AUGUUCCCUGCCAAACCCGUAUUCAAUUUGAAGCCCAAUACUCAUAGGCCUCCGAUUGUACUCUUGCAAGGACUUCUGGACAACGGCUUAGGUAUUUGGACCUUGUGGCAGUGGCUGGAGGGCAUUGGUCUACUGCCCAAAAUCGAUGUGUUCACAUUUAAAUUAAAGAUUCUGGAGACAUUUUACGAGGAAUUGUUCAGAAUUCAUCAACAAACCAUAGAAUUUUCCUCAGUUGAAUGCCGAAAGCAGAACACCAUAGAUGUCAAUUCAUGCCAGAACUAUCGCUAUCAGGAUAGCUGUCAAUCGUUUAUGCCCUCGUUGCCACAAUUGAUUCCAAAGUUAUUGGCUGGGGUUAUAGUAAAAACUAAGGACUCCCAUUGGAGUUAUUAAGA